Molecule: messenger RNA, 2595 nt
Organism: Hirsutella rhossiliensis
Lineage: Eukaryota; Fungi; Ascomycota; Sordariomycetes; Hypocreales; Ophiocordycipitaceae
Product: ubiquitin interaction domain-containing protein
Exons: 8
Coding region: 1-2595 (864 amino acids)
Biological process (GO): protein deubiquitination
Cellular component (GO): cytosol; nucleus
Source: RefSeq, a predicted model, not a curated record
AUGGCCUCCAAGGAGCCCUCGGAGGACCAAAUAUCGCAGGUCAUCGACUUUGCGAGCCUCGACCCCCACGACGAUCGCUCCCUGGUCAUCCAGGCCCUCAAGGACAAUAGCGGCAACGUCGAGUCGGUCGUCAUGCAGUACUUUGAUAACCCCGCGAGCUUCCGGCAAAAGUUUACGCGGGCCUGGAACGACAGCAUGUUCUCCGCCGACAGGGACGGCUCCGACAAUCACACAGGAAUAUCGUUCCAUAUCGAGUCGAUGGGGCCAAACGACGUCAUCCAGGGCGUCACACCUCCCCCAGAAGGUUGCGGACCGGGCGCUCCUUCAAGACCUCCAUCAAGAUCCAACAACCGGUCCCCCCUGGGCAGAAUGGUGGACUGGACCGCUGGGGCAGACGUAUCUGGCGCCUCAAAUACCCAGUCUCGAGAAGACCAAGACAUGCAACGAGCUUUGCGAGAAUCAGCUCAGGAGGCAGGCAUCCCUCUGCCACAACAGGAAUCCGGCGUGUUAGACUCGGCGACUUCGGUGCCGUCCUUUGGCCCUGCGAAUCGCAGUGACUAUGAUCAGGACAGCUGGGCAGUGGUGCCAUCCGAGUCCAAAAUCGCCACUGCCCCCGCACCGGAGACGAGGAAGAGAGCCCCUGGGGCACCGGCCUUUCUGGUUUCGGGGCUCAGCUCAGCCGGCGAGCACUGCCUCGGGGGGCUCCUGACCAUCCUUCACGGAAUCCCCCUCUCUCGAAACAUCUUGCUCGGGACUGGCAAACCUGCAGAAUCGUAUGGCUUCAACAGCGAGUGGUGGAAGGGCCAGGAGAUUCUACCACCGCACGUCCUCAACCGACUGCAGUCCGGCGCAAUAGCGUGGGGUGAGCGGCACGGAGCAGCGCCGUCCAGCGAAGAGGAAAUCCAUAGGCUCAUGGCAUUCCUCGACUCGACCGAGCGCAGUUACGGCGCUGUAAGCGUGCUGACCGAUCUGAUACCGUUUUCCUCCGUGGGCCCCGAAAAGCGCCUCUUCGAGCAUCUUGUCCAGCGCCGAGGCGAGCUGAUGAUGCCCCUGACCCAAGUGGCCACCCUUACCCAUGUGUUGGGCGACGACGAGGGCGAGGAGGAGGCCCGGUUCGGCCUGUUGGAAGUGGAACACGUCCGGACAGAUUAUGCUAACAUCAAGACGCUGUACGAGUCUCUGGAUCACAUCAUGUGGAGCGAUGUGCUGUCUUGGAGCGAGAUGCAUGAGGGCUCCAAAAUGGCCAUGUUCAAGGACAUGGGCGACGUCAUGGUCAUCAAAAUCUCGGGAGACGGCCCGGAAGAUGCCAUCGACAUUCCCGAGGAACUGUAUCCCGAAAAGUACCUGUUGACCCGGAAAGACGAGGCGCGGCGAAUACAAAAAGGGUGGUGCGAGACGAAACAGGCCAUCCAACGCAUCGCACAGGGCGAACAGGAGCUCUACGAGUGGCGCAACGACUGGAACCAUCAAUCAUUUGAUAAGAGAGGGAUGAUCCUAAAGGUCAUCGGCCAGUGGAAGACCUACCGCGAGUACUUAGCAGGCCGGGGACGGUUCCGGGGAAUGGAAGAAUCGGGCUUCGACACAGACAAAUACCCGGACUAUCGAACAGCGCCCUGUCAGAUGGACGACGAGGAAAAGCAGCACCAUCAGGCCGUGGAAGAUGUCCUGCAGAUGGCAGAACGGGCACUGGCUGAUAUUGAAGAGAAGCUGAAAGCGCUCAAUCAAGAUCUGGAGCAGAUCAGGGCCAGACAACGCUUCCUCGGCAGACUGCUCACGGUGCCCGACAAGCCCGGCCGGCCACAACCCAUGACAUGCAAAAAAUUCCUCCUCUCCGGCAUCGCGACCCCGACCGACAUUGUUUACCUGCGGCAGCGCUCAGAACCAGAGCUGAUGGAGAUGGAGAGUCGGCCGAAGCCACACGACCAGUGGUGGAGGCUGGCAUACGCACCCAAGGAGGAGCAGCCGGUCAAGGCAGAGAAAAUCGAAUUGGAGCGGGUUCUGCGCGAGAUCUGGCAGGAGACCAAGAACCCGCUACUCGUCUAUGCCACCGACGAGGCAUUGAACACUCCGCGAGCACCGCUCUCGGCAUCCUUGGAACGCUUUGUGCGGGCUGAGAAUAAGGCUUUCCGCCAGGAGCUGAGCAGGGAGAGCAACGAGGCGGCAGAUGGACGGCCAGUGGGGAUGAUGGAGGUGAUGUCUCCAUCCAAGCGAAAGCACCGCGCAGACAGUGCGGACUCGAUGGACAGCACGAAGCAGGCUGCAUCAACGGAAAUGACGGACCUGUCGGAGCACCAGCGUGCGGGGGCGUUUGGGAGUGGCCGGACGGCGGCAGCAUCGGAGGAGAGCGACGUGCCAGGACCGCCAUUGCCCGAAAGGAAACCGGUAGAGGCGGACGGUGCCACGGAAAAUAAGGUGGCUGCCGGGGGUCAAUCGCCCAAGGCGGCGGCGGACGAUAGAGACGACAAGUCGGAUCGAGGGCCGGAGAUGCAAGAGCGAGCUCGGCCGCCGUCGUUCAUGGCGGUGCCUCAAGGCAAGGCGCCUCACGAGGGUGCGGCGCCCGGAAUAGACAUGGAGCUUCCGGAUUACCAGGAAUAG